AUGCGCCGUUCGUCCCCCGCGACAAAGACGGAUCGCCAUCGAGACGAAGCCGUCGCCGACUCUCAUUUCCGGGAUGAGGGCUUUCAAGCUCACUUGCACGACCCCGCCACUGUUCCGGUCCCCGGUCCCGUCGUCCUCUCCGUGCCGGAGCGCGCGUCCACCGAGCAAGAUCCGAGCCAGAACAAUGAACCCGAGUUUCAUCGUCAUACAAUCGCCGCGUCCAACACGUCGAUAGCUGAUGCUUUCCCCGCCGACGGCGCUACCGCCACUCCUACCGCUACCGCUACCGCUACCGUUACCACGACGGCUUCCGGAACCGCUACUCCCAACACCCUAGCCUCGACGACUCCUCAUCUCCACCAAAACAACGCCGACAGCGAGGAUUACAGUGACAGUGACAUUGACAACUUCGACUCCGACAUAGACCUCGAUCUCAGCUUCGACAUCUCACCCGACAUCGCCCUCUCUAGUCUCCUUCGCCCACCAUCCUUCAACCACCUCAAUCAGCACAACUUCCCUCUCAACCUCAAUCACAACUACCCCAGCCACCUGGAAGACUAUGACUUCGAUAUGAGCGAUAGCGACGGAGGCGCCCCCCUUGACGACAUCAUUGCUGCCGCCCACAUCGAUUCUACCGUACCUCAACUAGUCUUCCAAGGCCACCCUCCCCCGUCCGACGAGGACGACGAUGAUCAAGUGCCAGAUCCUGGCUCACUCAACUACCUACACCCGUUCGCCUUUCAUAUACCAGCAAUGGAAGGUGCCGGAUUGAUCAUGGACGUUCCUCCUCCUCUGGGCUGGGCCCCGCCUCCUACCAAUGCUCCUCAAAAUCAGCAACCGGCGCCUCAACUCGCGCCGCCUGCAAACGAUGUCUGGGAUGAUGGUCCCUUGGUCAGCAAUCCGAACCCAACCAUGCUCGGGUCCGAGAACCUGGGCUUGAUAGACUUUGUCCGAAACUGGGCCAUACAAGCCCGCAUGGCAUCAUCCCAGUCCACGGCGAGAUCAAAUGCUCCAUGUCCUCACAGUAUUCGCGAGCAGGCUACUCGCCAAAUCGACGAAGUCCGAUACUCGGACCUGCAGGGCGAUGCUUGCGAUAUGCAGGGCAUUGACUGGGCAGCUAUGGGCACCACCCGAAGUCAUGCACGGAAGAGGCGAUAUCUCACAUAUAGAAAUUAUACUAACAAGGAGGGGUCUGAUCGAUGGACACCUCUCGUGCGCGAUGUCAAGAUCCCGCCGCAUGACAGUUUCUUCCGAUUUCGAAACCUGCACGUCCGCCCAGACGUUUACCUCGCUCAUUUCCAAUUGCGUAGCGUCCUAGCAUGUCCCUCGCGGAGUCAGGCGUUCUACCCUGGUACGCGAGGAAUCAACUGCAUUAACCCCAUCUCCAGGAAGACGGAGUUGGCCCUUGAUUUAAGUGGAAUCAGUGGGCUUGGUUCCAUCAUCUCCACUCUCGAUGCCAAACAUGGCGUAUUAAUGGCUGGCAUGUUCAAUGGAGAGUACUGCUUGAGGAACCUCGAAUCGGAUGACAGGAGGCACUUUGUGGACGGUCAGAUCACAGGCAACCCGGGCGGUAUCACCAACCACUUGCAAAUCCACCUCCCUCGGCGGUCAUCACGCCCUGUGGCGGCUCUCGCAAGCAACGACCACGGAUUCCGCGUCAUGGACCUGAGCACGGAAACGUUUCUCAUGGAUACCGUGUAUCCCUUCCCCCUAAAUUGCACCGCCAUCUCCCCGGACGGCCGACUGAGAGUCAUGGUGGGCGACCACUGUAAUGUCAUUAUUUCCAACGCGGAGACGGGCCAGAUCCAGAAGGAGCUCACCGGACAUCGUGAUUUCGGCUUCUCCUGCGACUGGUCUGACGAUGGUUGGACAGUCGCUACAGGCUUCCAGGACAAAGGCGUCAAGAUCUGGGAUGCCCGUCGAUGGUGCAGCACGAGCGGCGAGGGCAGGCCCCUCUGCACCAUCCGGUCCGAGAUGGCGGGUGUUCGAAACCUACGCUUCUCCCCAGGUGGCAGCGGCCAGAGGGUUCUCGUGGCAGCCGAAGAGGCUGACUACAUCAACAUCAUCGAUGCUCAGACGUUCCGCACCAAACAGACUGUUGACAUAUUUGGCGAGAUCGGCGGCGUUGCCUUUACCAACGACGGGCAGAACCUGAGCGUGCUAUGCAGCGACCACCACCGUGGAGGACUCCUUCAACUAGAACGGUGCGGCCGCGGCAUCGAGCCCUUCAUUGACGAUGAAUGGCCACAGCAAGCUAAAUACUUUUCCUCGCACAACCGGAAAGGUAACCAGAUACGUCCCUACGAGCCCUACCGCCGAAGGCCAACCAUGCUGGAUUCAGUGAUAUUUUUAUAA
Molecule: messenger RNA, 2355 nt
Organism: Ilyonectria robusta
Lineage: Eukaryota; Fungi; Ascomycota; Sordariomycetes; Hypocreales; Nectriaceae
Exons: 2
Coding region: 1-2355 (784 amino acids)
Molecular function (GO): protein binding
Source: RefSeq, a predicted model, not a curated record